AUGCACAAGACUAUUGUGAACUUAAAGAUACUUUUCAAAAAUCCAAGACAUAUUCUUACAAGCCAUCGGCAUUAGACAUUCUAACAAAAAAAAUAUCAUUAUUUUUAUUAGACUAUUUUAAAGAAAUUUACAAAAAUCGUGGAAAAACUACCUUAAAAGAGACCGUUGAUUCAAGAUGCCUUUCAACAGAAUAUAGUGUUAAUAUAGUCCCAUUACCAGAUUCUUAUGCAACUCUGAUAGAAGAAGAAAAUGAGGCGGUGGAAGAAGUAGAAGCAAAUAGGAGUCAAGAAGUGCAUACAGAAUUUAUAAAUACACUUAGUCACGUUAAUACUUGGUAA
Molecule: messenger RNA, 338 nt
Organism: Funneliformis caledonium
Lineage: Eukaryota; Fungi; Glomeromycota; Glomeromycetes; Glomerales; Glomeraceae
Source: the annotation of a GenBank genome assembly